Molecule: messenger RNA, 2406 nt
Organism: Capronia coronata CBS 617.96
Lineage: Eukaryota; Fungi; Ascomycota; Eurotiomycetes; Chaetothyriales; Herpotrichiellaceae
Exons: 1
Coding region: 1-2406 (801 amino acids)
Source: RefSeq, a predicted model, not a curated record
AUGCCGUGCGAAAUCGCAGACUCAGACGAUGACUCCGAUUUCAACUCGCCUAUCAAAUCUCCAGCAGUUCCCGAGGAUCUCGUAGGCGAUACUACAGUUCCAAGCCAGCCUUCACUCUCCGGCUACGACUUCGACCAGUUCCUGGAUCCUACGCAGCGACUGUCAGAUCUCUCCCCGAGCCAACGGCAGCCUGACAUGCGAUUUCGAAGCUCCAUAAGUCUUCUGGAUGGUACCUCUGAACCUGUCCACUCUGCUACUGCACGGUCAAAGAAGAGGCCCCAUAGUGAUCUGCUCGAGAUAUCCAAUGAUUUCCGCGGCAGCAGUGGUGCAAAGGAGUCGGGAUCGAAGAAGCCAAGGGUCUAUGGCCACCCCGCCAGGUCUCGAACCGUCCACGACAUCGAGUUAUUCGCUGGCACUCAGGAGCUGUCGCCAGAAAGAACGCGCCUAGUCAAAGAUGGCUUGGGUCAAUCCAUAUCAGAUCCGCCACGAGAAUCGAAUGCCACAAACGGCUCCCUUUCGACGGAUCUCACCAUUCCUAGUGGCAUGCUGAGUCUCAUCGGCCAGUCAACCACCGACGGGUCACAUCGCUUGACGACCUCAGUGGCUUCGAUGGGACGGUACGAGAGCCUCAACUUAGAUUUUCGUGGCUCGGGACAAGGUCUUGACGUCAACGCCAACCCAUUUGGCUCUUUAAGCCAGGUCUCAUUGAAUGAAGACCCCAAUUCAGCUGAGGCUGAACGCUUUGCGAGUAUGUUCCAGGCUAGCGAGGAGCUACAACACUUGGAACGAAAAGAGCAGAGUUCCGCCGGGCCCGAUAUUGUCUUGUUUGAAGACUCCUUGUUCGACCCACCGCAAGCCGAGCUGGGUCAGGCCAUGGUAGUGGACCCCACUCGUCUUAUGCAACACGACGGAGCUACAUUUGAUUCUUUAUCAGAAGGCCAUGGCCCUGGGAACGAAGCCACAGUCGAUGUCGCUGCGAAGACACUGCCUUCAGUGGCUGUAACGGAAGAAUCGGACAAGCCUCAGCCGAAAAAGCGCGGACGCAAACCCAAGAAUUCCAGGGUACCUUCCCAGUCCCCGGCGCCUGGGGUGUCGGAAGACGUGGAAAGGGAUGAACUGGCAUUACCAAACAUGCCGCCACCAAAUCGACCGAGACGAGGGACACUGGAUUCAUUGUCUCAAGCGCCUCAAGCACCAGGCAAUCCUGCUCCAGUCAAGAAGAGGAAGCGGGGACAAUCAGAGGAGAUUCCUGACGAAGAAGAGCAUGAAAAACUAGCUGCAGAAAGCCCCCCCACAAAACAACCAACAAGCGAGCUGAACCUCAGCGACGAGGCGAUGAUUGGGCUACCAAAAGAGCAGUACAAGCCGCGACCGAGUCGUUCUCGAUCCAAGAGGGUCAUCGACGAAGAAGACACCAUUCUUCUUCCGCCUUCUGUUCCAGAGGCCAAACACGACACCCCGGCCAAAACCACAGCUGCAGAUGGAGCAGACGACAAAGAGCAGACACCAGCAAUCACACCAGCAAAGGCCAGCGUCAAGAAGUCCGGACGCAAAAGCAAGGUGAAGCGCGCAAAGACAUCUGCUGCAGCCCUACUGAAAAAGGCGGAUCCCAUGCUUAGCGAAGGGGAAGAAGACGUUGUUUGGAUGGACACGAAGCCGGCUCCCGUGAAGCUCGACCUGCCGCCCGAUCUCAAGGUGCUUAAGAAGGAAGCAGAUGCGCCCAAGGAGGAAGAUGGGCAGGAGACAAGACACGAUGGCCCUGCAGAUACGACCACAACAAACGAGGGUGAAAGCAAGAUAACUAUCGAGAUUCCCCUUGCCGCCGAGAUUAAGGACCCCGUGGCAGGACCUAAGAAACGAGGCCGCAAACCCAAGAAGGUCCCGUCAAAAGAGGAGACUUGGCCCGCCGACGAUGAAUCUCAGGACAUCAUCAACGAUCGGCCCGCUCUAGCGGAGAAAGAGGCCAAUGUGCCCAGCAUGGACGUGGGCGACUUCUCACCAAAAGCGCCUACGGUAUCCCCGAUCUCGGUCUGCGACUUACAGCCUCCUUCUGCAUCACCGGAGAAAGAAAACAAUCCCUCUGCAGCGUCUGCACUCACGACACCAUCUAAGCCUGCUGCGGAAAAAGGGCCGACGAAGCAUUCACCAAUCAAUGCUCUCAACCUCUCCUGUGGCAGAAAAGUGAUCUACCGCGUAGGUCUGUCCAAGCGACAGCACAUUCCCAGCCUCUUGCGCAAGGUGCAACGGGACAAACCGCCGCCAAAGGUCGUGGUCCGGAAGGAGCCGAAAGGAAAGAAAGACGUCAAUCUCGACCUGGACAACGAUGGAGAAGGGGAAGGGGGAUCUGGUCUUGCUGCAGGCGAGUUGAGAGGCGCGGAUGGAAUGCUGAUUGAAUGGGGUGACUGA